This is a messenger RNA of Strongylus vulgaris, 267 nucleotides long. Lineage: Eukaryota; Metazoa; Nematoda; Chromadorea; Rhabditida; Strongylidae. The record is from the annotation of a GenBank genome assembly.
AUGGAGCGACAUGCUUUUAUGGCUAUGCGUAAACAGGAGGUGCCGUAUCCUGCACGUGUACAGAUGUACAAUCGCAAGAAGGAUGAAUUCAAAUCAGCAGAGGAGUUCUUAAAGGCGGCAAUUGAGGAGUGGUAUUUGAACGAUGUAAGAAAUAUCACUUAUCUUCUUUCUCCCUCAAGAUUCUUCUACCAACUAACUCAGGUAACCAUGAUCGGAUGUCAAUUUUCGGAAGAUGAAGAGUACAAGUUGAUAUGCGUCUGGCGUUAA